Salmo salar (Atlantic salmon) is the source of this 1102-nucleotide messenger RNA. NCBI's taxonomy places the organism in Eukaryota, Metazoa, Chordata, Actinopteri, Salmoniformes, Salmonidae. The record is from RefSeq and is a predicted model, not a curated record.
ACCAUGGAUUUCAUUGAGUAUGUUGCUGCGCUAAACCUUGUGCUUCGAGGACGGCUCGAGGAUAAACUCAAGUGGUCUUUCAAGGUGUUUGACAACGAUGACAAUGGGCGACUGGACAGGCACGAGCUGAGAAUAAUUAUUAGGAUCAUCUACAAGAUAAAGAAAGGUUCUGUCAGUGACGAGGCAGGCCAAAUCCGCCUUACACCUGAAGAGGUUUGUGACCGUAUCUUCCAGAAAAUUGACGAGAAUGGUGACGGUCAGCUAACUCUGGAGGAGUUUGUGGAGGGGGCAAAGAGAGACCCCUGGGUGCAAAAACUCAUACGCCUGGAUAUCAACCCCAGUUACUGGGUCCACCAGCACUUGAGUGACAGAAAACUCCAGAGUCCAAAACGAUGAACUAAAAUGUCAGACAGGGAGGAGGAGGACAUUGGUUCUCUCUAUUAAAGAGGAUCUGAACCAAAACAACAACUUCUCUGGUUGAAAACGGCCUGUAUUCAUUAUCAUCGACUCUAGUCCCAUAAAAGGAUAACUUUGAUCAUAAAGUCAGUAUCUCUCAAAAUGGGGAUUUGCUAGAUUUAGGAAAUGAAUGACGUUGCCAAAUCCUUGGAUAUUUAAGGAUUGUGUAUGGAUUUCAAUUAUUCCCAGUAUACUCACUCUCCGAGGAGUCAGAAGAAAGCUGAUGCUUCCAGUUUUCAGGGAUACAGUAUUUUCAAACUAACUUCCAUUUCCCCUGAAAAACGGAUGUGGGGACUUCGCUCAGGCAUCUUUCUACAUUAGGUUAGAGCAUCCUGCAUGAUAUUCAAUUGUAUCAGCAGAAUCAACCUACAGCCCAUUUCUUUACAGACAGCAGAAAUUCCCAAUUGAGUCAUUAGCAUACAUCGCCUCCGGGCUUAUUUGAUUGAGACCUUCUCCUACAAUGAGUUUUGAGAAGGAAGCGAGGAGAGAGGACACGAAGAGUAUGCAAUUGAGAUUCUCCCAUUCAAUUUGCCGGCGCAUGCUCUGCAAGGUGUCGAAAGCGUUCCACAGCAAUGCUGGCCCAUGUUGACUCCAAUGCUUCCCAAGUUGGCUGGAUGUCAUUUUAGGUGGUGGACCAUUCUUGACA